ACAAAAAUCUCAGCACUAGCACUAACCUCAUUUAAGUAGUACUAGGUAUUGAAUUACUUCUUCAGAGUUAAUACAUAGGUAUUUUGUUUCUUUUUGUCAAUGGCAAAUGUUAUAAAGUGCGAUAGUGACAAAACAUAUUUUCCUUAUGAAAAUAAAUAUCAAAUUGCUAUAACUUAACUUUUUUAUUCAGUUUAUUCUUAUAUUCAAAAAGUAAAUUAGUCAAAAAAAUCACCACAAACGUAUGUAACGUUUACAAAUUAAUUUUAUUGAAUGUCUGUGUGUUUUAUUGUUACCUACUAAGGUACCUACAUAUCGAUCGUUUAAACUACAUACCUACAUACCAAAAGUAGGUGUGAAAUGUUUACAUUAAAUUUAUUCGUCAUAAGGCAAACGAUUUUGAUGUUCAGAUUUAAACUGUAUCUAUCUACUGUAUAAAUUCACGAAUUUGAUAUUACGAUUGAAUAGCCUUUUGGAAUCGGAAUAUAUUUAGAACUUUGCAAUGCUCGUUUUGUUUGUUGGUUCACAUUUGUGUGGUAUCUAGUGAUAGAUAAUGCAACUUCAUCUGCCUGCCAAUUCCCACCCAACAUAAAGGUUACAUGUAUUUUUAAAAUAAGACCGGGAUCCAGGUUCAAACAAAAUGGAAAAUCAAUUGCGAUGUUACAGUGAUAUAGUUGCAGAAGUUUAUAAUGCUGAAAAGAUUAUUACUGAUACAUCAUCAGAUCAGGUUGAUGUUGAAAGUGUGGUGCUUAAUUUAUAUCGCCAGUUUGAAAAGAAUGCUGCUAUUGAUCCUGAUUUGCCAAAACUAAAUAGAAAUGUUCAUAGUAAAAUAUUAAAGAGUUGGUUGAACGGAUUACCAAAAAGUUAUGAGUGUUUGGAUGCCAGCAGAACAUGGAUUGUUUACUGGAUUCUACAUUCUUUAUGGCUUUUAAAUGAUAUGCCUGCUGAAGAUAUACUUUCAAAUGUGGUACAGUUUUUGUCCCACUGUCAGCAUGAAGAGGGUGGAUAUGGUGGAGGACCAGGGCAGUUCCCACAUUUAGGAACUACAUAUGCAGCAGUGAAUGCCCUCAGUAUUGUUGGCACGGUGGAGGCUUACGAAUCUAUUGAUAGAAGUUCUCUACAAAAGUUCUUGUGGUCAUUGAGAAGUGUUGAUGGAGCAUUUGCUUUACAUAGGGGUGGAGAACAGGAUAUAAGAGGAGUAUACUGUGCACUUAGUGUUGCCAAAAUAACUAAUACUUACACAGAUGUAUUGUUUGACAAAACACCUGAAUGGCUUGUUGGUUGCCAGUCAUAUGAAGGAGGCUUUGCUGGAUGUCCUGGAAUGGAAGCUCACGGAGGAUAUGCAUUCUGUGGCAUUGCUUCACUGGCACUACUAAAUAAAUCUCAUCUGUGUGAUAUGGAUGCACUUUUAAGAUGGUGUGUUAAUCGUCAAAUGCGUAUGGAGGGUGGUUUUCAGGGAAGAACAAAUAAACUUGUAGAUGGUUGUUAUUCAUUUUGGCAAGGUGCAGCUUUUCCUAUUAUAAGUGCUAUAUUAUCACAAGAUAACAAAGAAUUAAUAGAAACGGUUUUCUUCAAUCAAAGUGCUUUACAAGAAUAUUUAUUAGUUUGUUGCCAAGCUAGAGAUGGAGGACUUAUUGACAAACCUGGAAAGCAUUGUGAUAUAUACCAUACAUGUUAUGGAUUAAGUGGAAUAUCAGUGGCACAACAUGGCACAGGUGCUGGAGACCCCCAUAUUGUUGGUUCACCGCGCAAUGAGCUCAAUAGAGUUCAUCCCUUGCAUAAUGUUGCACCACAUUUUGUGUAUAAUGCUGUACAUUACUUUAUUAGACAUCCACCUCCAGUCAAAGAUAAAAACUAGCUGAAUUGAUCAACAUUAAUAUACCUAGUUAUUUUUUUAUCAUCUUUAAAAGUACCUUCUUAUGAAGUACCUUAUUUAAUGUUUUUGAACUCUGAAGUUGACAAAGCUUGCUGAAACUUAUUUACAAAUGAGUGACUGAGCUUUGCUAGUUAUCUAGAAGUGAAGAGGCAAACAUAUUUGUUUAUCAUUAAUUAUAUACACCAUGUUGUAAAUCUACUACUACCAAUAAAUUUAUACAAUCAGAAUGUCAACUCAGUCAAUGUCAAAGCAGUCCUUGGCUGGUUGCUUCCUUCGCCUCUAAGUGUUGUACACUUAGAGGAUAUUACUAACAAUAUUAUGCAAAUGUUUAGAUAACACAGUAGUGGGUGGUGAUGAAAUUGGAAGUACAGUCAAGAAGUACUUACUAGGGUGCAUGGUGAAUAAUUGUUUGGGAUUCUCAAUAGGUAGUAACAACUCAAUAGGUAGGUUAGAUUUGUGCACUGAUCAGUGAGAAAAAAUAUUUUUGAGUGACUACAAUGGGGCUCAACUUUGUCAAAAACCAAUAAAAUUAUGUUUUCAUACA
Molecule: messenger RNA, 2417 nt
Organism: Plodia interpunctella (Indianmeal moth)
Lineage: Eukaryota; Metazoa; Arthropoda; Insecta; Lepidoptera; Pyralidae
Gene: Fntb
Product: Farnesyl transferase beta subunit
Exons: 4
Coding region: 638-1855 (405 amino acids)
Biological process (GO): protein farnesylation
Cellular component (GO): protein farnesyltransferase complex
Molecular function (GO): protein farnesyltransferase activity
Source: RefSeq, a predicted model, not a curated record